AUGCGCAGCCGCGCGUGCUCCGCCUCGUUCGUCCGCACCAUCCCCGCUCUGCUUCCGCUUCCGCCAGCCGCACGCUCCUUCUGGCCCUGGCUCCGCGCGGACGCCGCCCUCGCUGGCGCUGCCGCGCAAAUCACCUUAUCCGCGCCGCCCUCGUCAGCGCCGCCCUCACCCGGGGCGCGGUGUCUCUCCGGCGGCGGCGCAGAGCCACUGCGGACGAGCAGCUGCCGGCCUGAGAGGAUCGGCCAGCGGCUGUCAGCGCUCGCGUCGCGGGUGGACUACCGUGCAAUUCCCCCCACUCACCGUGCCUCCCUGUAUACGAAGCGGGAGGCGUGUACUUUCAACCCCUGGGCUGCUGCUGCCAACGCUGCUGGCAGCGGCAGCAACACCAGCGGCGGCGGCAGCCGCGGCAGCAGCGGCAGCAGUGGCAGCGGAAGCAGCAGCAGCGUGGGAGUCACGGGGGUAGCGGGACGGUUGGGCUCUGAGCAGCAUGGGAGCAGUGCGGCAGACACAGCUGGUGCAGGCGAUUUGCCUGAGAGACUUCGCCAGGAGGAACCCGGGGAUGCAGCCGCGUUGCAAGAUGGGGAGGAGAGGGGUGUGGGUGGAGAUGCGGGUGGGAAGGGGGAUGGGAAGGUGGAGGGGGGGUUGCAGCAGGGGCACGCGGGGAGAGACUUAGUGGCGGAGGAGAGGGCGAAACGAAGGCUCGAAGAAGCAGUGGCGGCUCUGGUAGUUGACAGGCGGGCGAGAGAGAAGGUGGAAAGGAAGGUGGAGGUGCUGGCGGAGUAUGCGCACUGGAUUCAGACGGGCGAGGUCAGAGAAGCGGGUGAGGGAGGAUGGCCGGCAGAAGGCGCAGAAAGCAGCAGCGUUCCGAGCAUGUCCGAUCGGGUGGGUGCUGAUGUGUCAGUGGAGAGCGCAGAAGCGAAAGUAGCAGGGGAGCAUCCCGAGCAGCAGCAGCAGCAGCAGGGGGCGGGAGGUUUCGAGUCUUUUCCACCAGAUUUCCGCGGUCCGGUCAAGUUUCCAUUCUCAGAGUUAAUGAGAAUGAUUGUGAAGGAGACGUUGGAGAGAAGCCCAGGUGGAGGCAUGGGGGGAGUGGGAGUGGAAGCUUCUGAGUUGGAAGGCUUGGAAGGUUCUCCUCCUGCCUCUGCCCGCCCCUCGCCUCCCCGCUGCCUGCUCUUCACCCCUGCCGACCUAACCACCAUUACUAACGGAUUCGCCCAGGAGAACUUUAUAGUGAACGGGGAGUAUGGCUCUCUGUAUUACGGCCGGCUGGAUCCGACCAAUUACGGCGCGCCAGCUGGCGGCAGCGGCGAGGGCAAGCAGGGUGAGAGCAGCAGUGUGGGCACGCUGCUCGAUGAAAGCGGCGGAGGAGGUGGCACCCAGCGGAGUAGCGCGGAGGCGAUAGAGGUGGCAGUGAAGCUGCUCCGUUUCUCCAGCAAGCGGGAGGCAAUAGAGGUGAUGGAUAUGUUCACAAGAGAGGUGGACAUUCUGCAGCGCGUGCAGCACCACCCGCACAUCGUGCGCCUGGUGGGCCGCUGCAAGGACCCCCUCUCGGUUUCCCUCGCGCUCGUCUACGAGUUCAUGCCGGGGGGCAGCCUGCAGGAGCAGCUGCUGAUGGCCAAGCUCUGGGAGACCAAGGUGGCUCGUUUCUUCGGUCCAGAGGCUUCCAAAAUGACUCAUGCUGAAGCCGCAGCGGCAGCGGCAGCAGGAACACUUUCGUUACCCCCGCCUCCUUCUCCCGCGCGCUCUUUCCCUCCGCCGCUCCCCCUCCACCUCUCGUGGCGGGACCGCAUCCGCAUCGCAGCCGAAAUCGCCUCGGCCUUGCUCUGCCUGCACCAGUUCCACCCGCCCAUCCUCCACCGCGACCUCAAACCCGACAACAUUCUCCUCGACCAAUCGCGCACCAGCAAACUUGCUGGCAUGGGGCUGUCCUGCGUUGUCCCGUCCUCCUCCUCCUCCCAUCCCGUGGUCAUGGGGAACGUGCGUGGGACGCCAGGGUUUGUCGACACCGAGACGAUUUUUUCAAAGACCACGACGGUGAAAACAGACAUGUAUGCGUUCGGGAUGGUGCUCAUGCUCCUGCUCACCCGCUUUCCGGAGGUCGAGGAUGAGAUUGGGUACCUUCACUUCAUGCCCUCGGAAAUCCGGUGGAACCCUGCGCGUGCUGCUGCUCUUAUUGCGGGGUUGGAGGGCACAGGUACUAACAGUGGCAGUGAGAUUGACGACCGCAUGGGUGGCGUCAGCAGCGGAGGUGUGGGGCAGUUGGAUCCGUCAGCAGGGGAGUGGGAUGUGGGGUUGGCACACCGGCUGCUGGUGGUGGCGAUGAGGUGCUUGGAAAGGACGUCAGAGCGACGGCCGUGCAUGGAAGAGGUGAUGCACGCUGUGGGCGCAGUGGCUAGGGAUGCUGCAGCCUUGGGGGCAAAAGGAGUGGAGUGA
Molecule: messenger RNA, 2430 nt
Organism: Closterium sp. Naga37s-1
Lineage: Eukaryota; Viridiplantae; Streptophyta; Zygnematophyceae; Desmidiales; Closteriaceae
Source: the annotation of a GenBank genome assembly